AUGAUCUCUGCAUCAAACCCAGUUAUGAUCAACUAUCCAGCACUAACAUACAAGCAAAAGAUCAAUGAUAACCUAUACAAUUUCCCAAGGCGAUUCAAAGCGUAUCUACUAGGGCUUUUCCCAAUCAUUCAGUGGAUUCAUCGCUAUAACUUUUCGUGGCUAGUCCAAGAUGCAAUCGCAGGCAUAACGGUAGGAAUGCUUAUCGUGCCUCAAGGCAUAGCUUAUGCAAAGAUCGCAAACCUGGAUCCACAAUACGGCUUAUAUACAUCAUUUGUGGGCGUUACAUUAUAUUGCUUCUUUGGAACAUCAAAAGAUAUCAGCAUUGGCCCCAUUACUGUUGUCUCACUCCUCGUCGGCCAAGCUGUAACAAAAGUAACUGAAGCACAUCCAAAUAUCACUGGGGCUGAAAUAGCUGUUUGUCUUUCGCUGUUUUCUGGCCUUACUACAGUACUGAUUGGCCUUGUGAGACUUGGGAUACUAGUCGACUUUAUCUCAGAACCUGUCAUUGCUGGUUACAUGACAGGCUCAGCCAUUACCAUCUCAUUUGGUCAAUGGCCCAAAGUGUUUGGUCUGAAAGCGGUAAAUACGCAUGAGUCUCCGUAUCUAAUAUUUUACAACUUUUUCAAGCACUUACCAGAGACCAAGCUUGAUGCUGCCUUUGGAUUGACAGCCUUGAUGGCUCUGUAUAUCAUUAAAAUCGGUGGUGCUCAUCUGAGUCAAAAGGUCUCUAAGCUAAAGAAGCCGCUCUCCUUUUUGGGAAUCAUGCGAAGCGGUUUGAUUGUUAUUCUCGGUACACUCGCGUCGUAUAUCAUCAAUGUUCACCAUCACAGCAAGCCAUUAAUCAACAUUAUUCAAGAAGUACCUGCUGGGUUUGAUGCCAUAGCAAUUCCAACGUUGAACAUGACUAUUUUAAAGGAAGCCAGUGGUGUGUUGCCUUCCAUUGCAUUGAUUCUAAUCUUGGAACAUGUCUCUGUUGCAAAGUCAUUUGGUCGUAUGAGCAAUUACAGUAUCAAUCCAAACCAAGAAAUUUUAGCCAUUGGUAUGAGCAAUAUUAUAGGGUCUUUCUUUGGCGCAUAUCCUUGCACAGGUGCUUUCAGCCGCACCGCUGUUAUGGCUCGUUCUGGCGCAAAAACGCCAAUGGCUGGUGUGUUCUCAGGUGCUGUUGUUGUUCUUGCAUUGUAUGCGCUUACACCCGCCUUUUAUUACAUACCUGAGUCAGUCUUGGGUGCCGUUGUGAUUCAUGCUGUUAUUGAUUUGAUCUCAGGUCCCACUUUCCUUAAAAACCUUUGGCAGCAAAGCGUACUGGAGUUUAUGAUUUUUGCCAUUGCGGUUGCCAUUACGUUUUUCAUGGAUGUUGAAACUGCCAUAUACGUCUCUGCGGGUCUUUCUCUGUUGCUCAUGUUGCUGCGUCUAGCUCGCCCAUCUGUUUCAAGCUUGGGUCGCGUAAAAUUGAACCCUGCAUACAGUAACCUUUCGGCAUCAUCUUCGUCUGCAACGCCCAAACAGAAACAUGCCGCACAUAAUAUCUAUGGCAUGGAUAAGACAGCCCGCUACAUAUUUGUGGAUGAAAAGGAUACGCAUUUCUCUGGUUUACUGGACCCACUUCCUGCUGGUAUUAUUGUGGUCCGACUAAGCAACUCCAUCUUGUACCCCAACGCAAAUUAUAUUACUGAAAGAAUGACUGAACUGAUCAAAUCUCGUACUCGUUCUGGCAAUGAAGACGAUGAUAGCUCACAGCAAGAAGAAAGUCCUUGGAACCAGCCUGUUGCUUCAGCAAAAGAGGAUAUGCUUCAUCGACAUGCUCUCAAGCCUUAUUUAGAAAGCAUUGUAUUAGACUUUGGCAGUGUAGACAAAUUGGAUGCAACUGCUCUUCACACAUUGCAUGCUAUGAAACAGUCUUUUGAUAGUUAUGCCGGUGGUAAAGCGGUAGAGUGGCACUUUUGCCAGAUUGCGAACCAGCAAGUGAGGCAGCUGCUGAUUGAAGCAGGGUUUGGGUAUUUAUCAGAAGCCGAAAAAGACUUUACAUGGUCAUCUCUGGUUGAUUUGAAAAGGGCAAAAGAUACAACAGCUAUACCUGCAACGGAAACCCCAUUUUACAGUGCAGGCAGUGUUCCCACUAUGAAUAGCUUAUGUGAUCCAAUGGGUAUGAUGUUCGUUGAAUCAUUUGAUUCAUCAACAUUGAAUGCAACUACAGCCUCUCACCAAGAAUAUCAAGAAUCGAGUCCUAUUGAACUUCUGCCAAAAGAUACCUUUCCUGCUUUCCAUUGGGAUGUUGAAGAGGCUGUUUACUCUAUUUGUGCUAGACGUCAUAACCAGAAAAAAAAUUGUCAACAACUUCAGAAUUCUUCUUCAAUUACUGUUACCAUAUAUUAA
Mucor velutinosus is the source of this 2373-nucleotide messenger RNA. RefSeq lists its product as uncharacterized. Lineage: Eukaryota; Fungi; Mucoromycota; Mucoromycetes; Mucorales; Mucoraceae. The transcript has 5 exons. Gene Ontology annotation, biological process: transmembrane transport. Gene Ontology annotation, cellular component: plasma membrane. The record is from RefSeq and is a predicted model, not a curated record. The coding region runs from base 1 to 2373 and encodes 790 amino acids. Gene Ontology annotation, molecular function: sulfate transmembrane transporter activity.